AUGUUGAACACUUUUUAUCUUUUAUUAUGUUGUUUUGUGCUCUCGUGCAUUGCCUUUCGAUGUGAUAAUCCACCACAAAAACGUGGUGAUAUUGGAACUCUAAAAAAAUGGCCUGAUAAUACUAUACCUUAUGAGAUCGACAGUGUAUACAGUUCAGCUGAUGUUGACUUGAUUAAGAGUAGUCUUGCAGACCUCAGUGCAAAAUCAGGCAAUUGUGUGAAAUUUGUUCCUCGUACAAGUGAACAUGUUGCUUGGAUACGUGUGCAGAGUUUGGAUGGAUGCUGGUCUAGAACUGGUCUAGUAGUGGAAAGUGGUGUUCAGGAGUUAUCACUUGAUAGAAGCGGUUGCUUGACAGCAGAUACAAUUCAACAUGAAUUUCUUCAUGCUCUUGGCUUCCCUCAUGAACAAAAACGUCUUGAUAGAGAUACUUAUGUAAAAAUUCUUUAUGAAAAUGUAGAACCAAAAAAAAAGCACAACUUUGAUAAAGAUCCUCAAGGUUCCAUUCUGAGUUUUGGAUUACCGUAUGAUUUUAAUUCCAUUAUGCACUAUACCUCGGACAGCUUUUCUACAAAUGGUUUACCUGUCAUGGUACCCGCUUCACAAAAUGAUAAAAGUUGGCGAUAUACAAUGGGUGCGGGAAACAAGUUGACCGAGACUGAUCUUUACAAAGUGAAGAAGGUAUAUGGUUGCAUUGCCUAG
This is a messenger RNA of Adineta steineri, 699 nucleotides long. Lineage: Eukaryota; Metazoa; Rotifera; Eurotatoria; Adinetida; Adinetidae. The record is from the annotation of a GenBank genome assembly.